Messenger RNA from Danio aesculapii, 2881 nucleotides. RefSeq names its product centrosomal protein of 128 kDa (gene cep128). The coding region runs from base 103 to 2706 and encodes 867 amino acids. The transcript has 20 exons. Lineage: Eukaryota; Metazoa; Chordata; Actinopteri; Cypriniformes; Danionidae. The record is from RefSeq and is a predicted model, not a curated record.
GCGGCCAGUUCAAGUUGCCAUAGCAGACGAUAGCGGUAUUUUAAGUUGAUCGCCCGAAAAGUCGUCAAAGAACUGAGCACUCGGCCUCUGAUUUAUGCGAGUAUGGACUCCUCCAGUGAAUCUGGCACAUACAAUAGACCCAGAGGGCAUCGAUGGCGGGCAAGGGAAAGGGAUACGCACGUAUCAGACAUAUCGGUCAAAAUCGAUACUUUAGCCAGCACUCUGCAGGAUACAAGCAGAAAUCUAAACAAAGUGGAUCGGAUGUUGGAACAGUACAAAGAACACGCAGAUGAUCAAGUUGAAGCCAUGGCGACGCUGAGGGACAGCUUAGAGGAGUCAGUCCAGCAUCUGCAGGGGCAGCGUUUGAGGAAGUCUACAAUUGGGUGGAGAACUUCAAACUCCAUACUGCAAACAAGUGACUUGGAGGAUGGCAGCGCCUCAGAAAGGUGGUGCAGCCCUCCGACGUCCACUCUGAGAAAUUAUGGGAGUGCAGCCACAGGGAAUAGAAGACGGUCUGGUUCUGUUGCGGUGCAUUUCAGAGACGUCACUCAAGCUGAAGGGGAGAUACACUCAUUGCAUCAGUCCCUUAGAGACCUGCGGAGUGAUCAACUUCGAAUGGGUGAUGACAUUGAUCGAGAAAUCAGCAGAAGAAACCGGACUGACAUAGAAACUAAGAAGAUGUUGGAGGAUCUUGCAGGCCGUGUUCGGGCAUCAACAAGUGAAGAACUUGUCUCAUUACGGAUAGAGAGACGUCUACAGGAGAUCGAGGAUGAAAUGCACUCAAGGGAGCAGGUGGCUUCUGAAAGACUUCACAUAGAGAAACCAGAAGGCAUGUCUCAACUACAGAAGAUAGAUGACAUGCGUUCACAGCUUUUCAGGAUAGAGAAAGACCAUGUACAGUUGCAAAAGGAGAUGGCUUCACUGCUGUCUCAGCAAAGAAGUGCAAGGAGACAACAGCAAGGAGGUGUCACAGGCCUUGACAGUGAGCUGGAGAGAGGGUUGUGUGUUUCUAGUGACAUAGAAGAGCUGAAAAAAAGCAUUGAACAAAGAGAGAGAGAGAAGGCUCAGCUUGCUUUCCAGGUUGAGGCCCUUUCUGCAGAUUUGGAGCAGCAUCAGUUGCAGAAGUUGGGCCAACUGAAGGAGGUCCAGUCUCUUUUAAAGAACAAUAGUUUAGAGUGUUCACAUCUAAAGGCCCAGCUUAUUGAAAGUGAGACAAGGAGAGAGGAGCUGCGGUCAAAGGCACAGGAAGCAAUCCGACAAUGGAAGACUAAGUGUAAAAAACUGGGACGAGAGGUUCUGGAACUGAAGAAUGAGAACAGAAAUGGCACCGAUAAAAACAAAUGGAACCAAGAAAGAGCAGGCAUUCUUAGCCAGCAGACUGAAAGGACUCGCCGACAGCUUGCAGAUGCCCUCGGAAGUCUUGCUCAGCGUGAAGAGGAUGUACACCAAUGUGAAGUGGAUCUAGUUGAAGCUCGUUCUCGUCUUGUUACUUUAGAACUAAAGCUCCAAGAGGCUCAGGAAAACAUGAGACACCUAGAAGAGGAGACCCAGAAGCAGAUUUCCUUACAGCUCCAUAUGAGAGAGGAGAACAUCAGGUUGCAGGAACGUGUUGAUCUGCUGGAACAGAGGAGGGAGGUGGAUCAGAGAUCUAUGCUGGAUCUCCAGGGCUUAAACAAGAACCUGAUAGCUGCAAAAGCUGAUCUCACUACUAGACUGGCUGAGGUAGAGAGUUCCAAGAAGGACCUGGAAAUACAGCUCACUGUGGCUCAGGAGGAGAGCUCCUCAUUCGGACGACAGCUGGAACUGGAGAGACAGGUGCAUCAAAAGGAGCUGAGUCGCUUGCUAGAAGGCAAAGCAGAACAGGACAGAGAUGUACACAACAAGCUGAUAUUAUACCAGCGAGAGCAUGAAGAACUGGAGGCUCUUGUCAAAAACCUUAAGUCAGAGGCAUUAGCAAAUGGUGAACUGAGAAGAGUUCUUCAGCUAAAGCUGGACAAAAUGAAGACUGAAUGUGAUAAACUAACAGAGGAGCUAAGCACCAGAGAGGAGAGUCUCACUCAGCUCCUCCGCAAAUACCACAUCCUCAGAAAAGAGCUGAAUGCGAAGGUGAAGCUAGCAAAGAGGGAGGAGGAGAGGAGACACACUGCAGAGCACUCUAUGGCAGAGCUACAAGAGAGGCUCACUGGCCUCCAAACAGAGCAGGAAUCCAUACUUCAUGCCACAGGGGCUCAGAUUGACUCAGCCUGCCAGUUCUUGUCAGAUGCCAAACUUGAGGCCAUUACCCUGACUCCAGGACUUCAGAAGGAUUCCCAUCGCUGGCUUGCUGAGGUUAAGACAAAGCUUCAGUGGUUUUGUGAGGAGGUGCAGGAACGGCAGGCCAGAGAGAAGAGGUUGAGGAGAAUACUGCAGCACCACAAGGAGCAAAUGAAAACCCUGAAAGAAUCCAAAGAUUCAGAAUUGCAGAGGCUCCUAGACCGCAUUGCCAUGCAGGAACGGCUCCUCAAUGACAUCCAAUCAGAGAAGAAAGGCCUUCUUGAAAAGGGACGCAAGAAAGAAGAUGAGUUGAGAAAUCUUCAGGACCGGAUUAUAGAUCUUGAAACGGGUAUUUCACAGAAACCUGUUGCCAGUCCAGAUUUGGAAUCCAGUCUGACCCAAGAGCACUUUGCUAACAUCAACGAAACAAAAUCUGAACAAACAAGCAUGUAGUGGUUCACUAUAGCUGAAGCAAUUGGAGUGCAAUGCCUGUUUGAUCACUUUAAUAUAGGACAUGCUGUACUGUUGUAUCUAUAUAGAAUGUUGAAUCCUCUACAUUGUCUUGUAUGACACUUAUAAAAUAGUGUUUAACUUUAAAUUUUGUUUUUGUUUGUUUUUGUUCCCAUGU